AUGGAAUCAAAAAAGGAACUUUACAGAAGCAGGUUAUUUUUGGAUUAUAUUUACAAGUUUAACCAACGGAUUAAAGCACUUCAAGAAGCGGAGGAAUAUUUCCGUCAGUCAUCUAUGAUAGAAGCAAUGAAUAUACCAAUAGACCAACAUGCUGAUUAUUUUGAUCAUAAGAUAGAAGAGUUUAGUGAUAAAGUUGAACAAAUAGAUAAAGAAUUCCUAAGGGAUUUGCAACUAGAUCCACGACUGGGACUACCUCAAACAAGAAUGAAUUUAUCUGUAUUUAAACAAGAAAUUAGAAAAGAGUUUAAUUCAAAGAAAAUGGCUUUAUUUGAUGAUAUUUAUUUGGUUAUUGAGAGAAUGAUUACUCGACAUCAAGAACUACAUAAAAGUUACCAACAAGAGAUUCAACAUAUUGAAAUGGAUUUUAUUGAUGGGAAGAUCGAUGAGUUGGAGUACAUAAGUAGAGUUUUGGGUGAUUCAAGUCUAGAUGAACAAAGUGAAAUUACAGAACGUGGUGUCAGUUCUAUUUCUUUCAGAAGCGAAGACUAA
This is a messenger RNA of Candida tropicalis MYA-3404, 549 nucleotides long. RefSeq lists its product as uncharacterized. The coding region runs from base 1 to 549 and encodes 182 amino acids. The record is from RefSeq and is a predicted model, not a curated record. The transcript has a single exon. NCBI's taxonomy places the organism in Eukaryota, Fungi, Ascomycota, Pichiomycetes, Serinales, Debaryomycetaceae.